Molecule: messenger RNA, 1281 nt
Organism: Cloeon dipterum
Lineage: Eukaryota; Metazoa; Arthropoda; Insecta; Ephemeroptera; Baetidae
Gene: mora
Product: CHORD-like protein
Exons: 4
Coding region: 163-1194 (343 amino acids)
Source: RefSeq, a predicted model, not a curated record
ACCCUCUCGACUCGAUUUCAUUCCACACACAUGGUAGCCUAGUGCGAGACAUUUCUCGAAAAAUCCAAACUUCUCGUAAUAUACUGUCUCCAUUAAAUACAUGAAGACUGGAUCGCUCAACGCGGAAAGUUUAAGCAGGUUGCAAGUUUAUUUUAAAUCAUAAUGGCGGCUGAAACAUUGAAAGUGUGCUACAACAAGGGUUGCGGCCAGAAAUUUGACCCAGAUCAAAACAAGGAAGACUCAUGCACGUUUCACCCUGGGGCGCCGGUCUUUCACGACGCCUACAAGAGCUGGUCAUGCUGCAACAAAAAGUCGACAGACUUCACCGAGUUCCUCAACUACAAGGGAUGCUCUCUCUCGUUCCACAACCCAGUCAAGCCGGUCGAAGUAAAGCCUAUCGUCGACAAAUCGACCGCCGACGAAGUCAUUGAAUAUAGGGCCCCCAUUCGCACCGCCCUUCCCAGGGCCGACUUCGAUAGCCCGCAAGUCAUCAUCGAACCCAAGAUUGCAGCAGGCCUGUUGGAGCAGGCACAGCAGCUGGAGCAGUCGCAGACGAAAGACCUGGCCGACGCAUUCAUGCCGUUUGUGCUGCCGCCCGUCGGGACAGCUUGCAAAAACAACGCGUGCAAGGAGCAGUAUGAGGGGCCACACAGCGACCAGGGCCUCUGCACCUACCAUCCAGGAUUCCCCAUCUUCCACGAGGGCAUGAAGUUCUGGUCGUGCUGCACUAAGAGGACCAGUGACUUCGAUGAGUUCCUUAAACAGAAGGGUUGUGAGACUGGCAGACACUGUUGGGACAAGAAAAAGAGCAUGGAGUCGCAGGUGAAAUGCAGGUAUGACUGGCACCAAACGGGCACGCACGUGGCCGUGGCUGUUUACGCCAAGAAGUAUGACCCAAGCCAGUCGAGUGUGAAGCUGAGUUCUGUGCGGCUGAGCAUUAACCUGUACUUCCCCGAGGAGGGCGGCUCCUUCAACCUGGAUAUCGAACUGGGCGGCAUCGUCGACGUGACACAGAGCACUGCCAGCAUGAUGGGUACCAAGCUGGAGGUCAGUCUCCGCAAGGCUGAGCCCGGCUCUUGGACCAGGCUCUUUUUCCCCAGGGCGGUCCAGGAGGUCAAGAAGCCUGAGCCCAGCAAGCUGCCUGAGGAUUCGUUGAAGGAAGACUUUGAGAGCGUCGACCUCAGUGAUCUUUAAAGCUGGAGAUCCAAUUUUUCUAUCCAAACUCUCUUGUAUUUAUGAAUGAUGAUCAUUCUGAUAAAUAAAAUGGUAAAUCCCAUUUAA